Molecule: messenger RNA, 1092 nt
Organism: Blastomyces dermatitidis ER-3
Lineage: Eukaryota; Fungi; Ascomycota; Eurotiomycetes; Onygenales; Ajellomycetaceae
Product: DnaJ like subfamily B member 4
Exons: 4
Coding region: 1-1092 (363 amino acids)
Biological process (GO): translational initiation
Cellular component (GO): cytosol
Molecular function (GO): protein-folding chaperone binding
Source: RefSeq, a predicted model, not a curated record
AUGGUUGCGGAAACGAAACUAUAUGACUCACUGAAUAUCUCCCCAACCGCUACUCAAGAUGAGAUUAAAAGGGCCUAUAAGAAAGCAGCACUGAAAUUCCACCCGGAUAAGAAUAAGAAUAACCCAGAUGCUGUAGAGAAAUUUAAAGAGGUAUCCCAAGCCUACGAAGUCCUGUCCGACCCCGAAAAACGAAAAGUAUACGACCAAUAUGGCCUUGAAUUCCUACUGCGCGGGGGUACCGCAGAGCCUCCUCCUGGCGCUGGCGGGCCGGGCGGAAUGCCCUUCGGAGCUGGUGGAAUGCCCGGUGGUUUCGCGGGCUUUGGAGGCAUGCCCGGCGGUGGUGGUACGCGAACAUUCCACUUCUCCACAGGCGGCGGCGCCGGUGGAUUCCACUUCAGCAACCCGGAGGAUAUCUUCUCGAACUUUGCCCGCUCGGGUGGCGCGGAGAUGGAGGACGACGACCUGUUUUCGAUCUUGGGCGGCUUAGGUGGUGCGAGGGGAGCUGGCGCACGGCGUAAAGGUGCUGCGAAUGGGGCGCGGAGGGCGCCCACGCCAGAGGUUACGACGGUGGAACGGCCUUUGCCGCUUUCACUGGAGGAAUUGUUUACGGGCGUGCAUAAGCGGAUGAAGAUUAAGAGGAAGACUUUUAAUGAGCGGACGGGGAAGAGAAGUGUGGAGGAUAAGAUUUUGGAGUUUGAUGUCAAGCCUGGAUUGAAGGCGGGGAGUAAGAUUAAGUAUGCUGGGGUGGGGGAUCAGGAGGAAGGAGGCACACAGGACCUUCAUUUUAUUAUUACUGAGAAAGAGCACCCAACCUUCAAACGUGACGGCGACGAUCUAAUCACAACUAUCGACAUCCCCCUCAAAGAAGCUCUAACAGGAUGGAACCGCACCGUAACCACCAUAGACGGCAAACAACUUCGAGUAUCUGGGGCGGGGCCGACACAACCAGGCUUCGAGGAGAAAUUCCCAUCCCUCGGCAUGCCGAAGUCGAAAUUCCCCGGCCAGCGGGGGGAUUUGAUUGUGAAAGUCCAAGUUAAGUUCCCGACGACGUUGACGGCAGCGCAGAAGUCGAAGUUGAAGGAGAUUCUAUAA